Molecule: messenger RNA, 2198 nt
Organism: Erythranthe guttata (spotted monkey flower)
Lineage: Eukaryota; Viridiplantae; Streptophyta; Magnoliopsida; Lamiales; Phrymaceae
Source: RefSeq, a predicted model, not a curated record
UUUUCUUAUAUAUAAACUUCUAUCCCCCUCAAUUUUCUUACACUAAAGACUUUGUAACAACAAUAAAACAGGAGAGAGAGAGUAGAGAGAGAAAGAAGAGAGAGAAACCCAUUUUUGUUUAUAUCAGCAGCUAUGUAUAAGUUGCAGAAGCAGAUUUGAACUUUUGUCAGAAAUAUAAUUUCAUUUUUUUUCUUGAUUUUUUUCUUUUAAUUCUCGGUGUUUGGGUGAAGAUAUAAGUGUGUGUGUGUGUGUGUGUGUGUAGAUAUAUAUAUAUAUAUACUGUUUUUGUAUACACAGUCUAAAAUGCAGAAUUCGGACAACCACAACUCCGACUCGGAGGUGGUCGGCGACAGAACCUCGUACAGCGGCCCGCUGAACAAGCGGCCCGGAAAGAAGAGCGCCCGGUUCAACAUCCCGGAGAGCUCGAACAGAAACUCCUCCGCCGACGCCGACGACUACGUGGAGAUCACCCUCGACGUGAGGGAGGACUCCGUCGCGGUGCACAGCGUCAAGACCGCCGGCGGCGGCGAGGUGGAGGACCCGGAGCUGGCGCUGCUCGCCAGGGGCCUCGAGAAGAAGUCCUCCUUCGGAUCCUCCGUCGUCAGAAAUGCUUCGUCAAGGAUUAAGCAGGUGUCGCAGGAGCUCAAGCGCCUCGCCUCCCUCACGCGCCGCCCCCACCCGCCGGGGAGAUUUGACCGGACCAAGUCCGCGGCGGCCCACGCGCUCAAGGGGCUCAAGUUCAUCAGCAAGACGGACGGCGGGGCCGCCUGGGCUGGGGUGGAGAAGCGGUUCAACGACCUCACCGCCGCCACCAACGGCCUCCUCCCACGCGCCCUCUUCGGCGAGUGCAUUGGCAUGAACAAGGAGUCCAAGGAGUUCGCCGGCGAGCUCUUCGACGCCCUCGCGCGGCGGAGGAACAUCUCCGGCGGCUCCAUCACCAAAGCUCAUCUGAAGGAGUUCUGGGACCAAAUCUCCGAUCAAAGCUUCGAUUGUCGGCUUCAAACAUUCUUUGACAUGGUUGAUAAAGAUGCCGAUGGCAGAAUCACGGAGGAGGAAGUCAAAGAGAUUAUUACAUUAAGUGCUUCAGCAAACAAGCUGUCCAAUAUUCAGAAGCAAGCAGACGAGUACGCGAGGUUAAUCAUGGAGGAACUAGACCCGAACGAACUUGGUUACAUUAUGAUAGAGAAUUUGGAGAUGCUGUUACUACAAGGGCCGAGCCAAUCGAUAAGAGUAGGUGGCGAGAGCCGAAACCUAAGCAAAAUGCUGAGCGAAAAGCUGAAGCCGACUCAAGCAAACAUCGUACAACGAAAGUACAGAGAUUUCAAUUACUUUGUGCAGGACAACUGGCAGAGGGUUUGGGUGAUGGCGUUAUGGAUCGGCGUGAUGGCUGGUCUUUUUACGUACAAGUACAUUCAGUACAAGAAUCGAGCGGUUUACGAGGUUAUGGGCCAUUGCGUGUGCAUGGCUAAAGGCGCCGCCGAAACUCUGAAGCUGAACAUGGCAAUUAUUUUGCUGCCCGUUUGUCGGAACACGAUCACCUGGCUUAGGAACAAGACCAGGCUUGGUGUCGCCGUUCCGUUCGACGACAACCUUAAUUUCCACAAAGUGAUUGCGGUGGCAAUUGCGUUGGCGGUGGGAAUACACGCGAUUAGCCAUUUGGCGUGCGAUUUCCCUCGAAUAUUAAACGCGAGCGAAGACGCGUACGAGCCAAUGGAGCAAUUCUUCGGCGAGGACCAACCAUCGAGCUAUUGGUGGUUCGUUAAGGGUUGGGCAGGUGUCACCGGCAUUAUAAUGGUUGUCCUAAUGGCAAUUGCGUUCACACUCGCCUCCCCUUGGUUUAGAAGGAACCGAGUCAACCUACCGAAACCCUUGGACAAACUCACCGGGUUCAACGCGUUUUGGUAUUCGCACCAUUUGUUCGUCAUUGUUUACACUCUCCUCGUUAUUCACGGUAUCAAGAUUUACUUGACCCACGAGUGGUACAAGAAAACGACAUGGAUGUAUUUAGCUGCUCCUGUAAUACUUUACGCCGGAGAACGAUUGAUUAGGGCAUUCCGAUCGAGCAUCAAAGCUGUCAAGAUCUUAAAGGUGGCGGUUAUCCAGGAAAUGUGCUAACGCUGCACAUGUCGAAGCCGCAAGGAUUCAUAUAUAUAAGCGGGCAGUAUAUUUUCGUCAACUGCGCAGCAGUGUCUCCGUGC